AUGCCGCCUCCACUGCCAACAAACGCCUUGCUCCGGCCUUCAGGUCUCGCAGCGCAGACCUGCCUCAGAUUGAUCGCCCGCCCCAGAAUCCUCCCCCGUCCCCGCGCGCCGACUGCUACACCAUCCUCCUCCUCCAGCGACUCCUCAACCCGCAAGUUCCACACCACUCCUCGCGCCCGCGCCUCCGAGCCGCCCCCGGACUUCAUCUCCAUCGUCGACAACCCCCCUGAACUGGUCCGCGCCGGCCGCCGUCAUGGCCCGGGACUCAUCAUCCUCGCCCUGAUCCCCAUCACCGCUUUCGCCCUCGGCACAUGGCAGGUCCAGCGCCUCGGCUGGAAGACGGACCUCAUCGCCAAGUUCGAGGACCGCCUCGUCCGCGACCCCCUCCCCCUCCCGCCCAAGAUUGACCCCGACGCCGUCGCCGAGUUCGACUACCGCCGCGUCUACGCGACAGGUCGCUUCCGCCACGACAAGGAGAUGCUCAUCGGGCCCAGGAUGUGGGACGGUGAGCAGGGGUAUAUGGUCGUCACGCCGCUCGAGCGUGAAGGGGAAGGAACCACGGUGCUGGUGAACCGCGGGUGGAUCUCCAAGGACAUGGCGGACCAGCGGAAGAGGCCCGCGAGCGCGCUGCCGAGGGGCGAGGUCACGGUUGAAGGCUUGUUGCGUGAGCCGUGGAAAAAGAACAUGUUCACGCCCGAUAACCGCCCGGACCGCUGGGAGUUUUUCUUCCCUGACGUGCACCAGAUGGCGGAGCUGACGGGUAGUCAGCCCGUUUGGAUUGAGGCUACUCUGGAUCACGAGUUCUUCCGCGUCAUGGAUCUCAAGUCCAAGGGCAUUCCUAUCGGAAGAGCCGCCGAGGUGAACCUGCGAAAUAACCAUGCCCAGUACAUCUUCACAUGGUAUGGGCUUGCGUUUGCCACCUCAAUUAUGCUGUGGAUGGUCGUCAAGAAGCCCCCAUCUGACGUCUCACGACGGGUGCGCAUGAACAAACAUUGGUAA
Colletotrichum graminicola M1.001 is the source of this 999-nucleotide messenger RNA. Its product is annotated as SURF1 family protein. Gene Ontology annotation, biological process: mitochondrial respiratory chain complex IV assembly. Gene Ontology annotation, cellular component: mitochondrion; membrane. The transcript is spliced from 3 exons. The record is from RefSeq and is a predicted model, not a curated record. The coding region runs from base 1 to 999 and encodes 332 amino acids. NCBI's taxonomy places the organism in Eukaryota, Fungi, Ascomycota, Sordariomycetes, Glomerellales, Glomerellaceae.